Messenger RNA from Aureobasidium pullulans EXF-150, 1497 nucleotides. RefSeq names its product hydroxylase. The record is from RefSeq and is a predicted model, not a curated record. The transcript has 2 exons. Gene Ontology annotation, biological process: intracellular iron ion homeostasis. NCBI's taxonomy places the organism in Eukaryota, Fungi, Ascomycota, Dothideomycetes, Dothideales, Saccotheciaceae. The coding region runs from base 1 to 1497 and encodes 498 amino acids.
AUGUCCCGACUGACACCGACACAAGAAACCGCCGUAGACAACGCAAUGGCACCUCACGCCGACUUCCCCGAAAUGGCUCUCGAGAGCGUCCCCCAGCGCAAUGGCUCAAAGUUCCAGACACACCUUCAUUCGACACCGGAAAACGAGGUGCACGAUGUAGUCUGCGUAGGCUUCGGUCCUGCCUCAUUGGCAAUUGCAGUAGCCCUCCACGACUCGACCAAGCAGACUGGCAAGCAGCAACCCGCACUCAAGACGCAACCCAAGAUUGCCUUCCUCGAGAGACAAGAGAGCUUCGCAUGGCACGCUGGUAUGCAAAUUCCUGGCGCAAAGAUGCAGAUCUCCUUCAUCAAGGACAUGGCCACAAUGCGCAACCCUCGCAGCGAGUUCACCUUCCUCAACUACCUCCACGAGAACGACCGCCUGGUUCAGUUCACCAACCUGAGCACUUUCCUGCCCCGUCGCAUCGAGUACGAGGAUUACUUGCGCUGGUGUGCUGGCUGGUUCCAGAACCUGGUCUCGUAUGGACACGAGGUUGUCGAUAUCUCGCCUGACAGCAAGAGCGCCGAGGGCGUAACAACAUGGAAGAUCACAUCUCGCAACAUUCACACAAAUGAGCUUAGCUUCCGUCGCACGAAGCGUGUCGUCGUAGCUGUAGGAGGUCACCCCAAGAUCCCCAAGGCCUUCCCUCAGCAGCACCCUCGCAUCAUCCACUCGUCUCAGUACUGGACUCUCUCGUCUCGCAUCUUCCGCGACCGCGAAGCUCCCCUCAAGAUUGCUGUCAUUGGCUCCGGUCAAUCCGCCGCCGAGAUCUUCCAAAACAUCCCCAGCCAAUUCCCCAACUCCAAGGCUUACCUCUUGAUCAGAGGUGCUGCCCUGAGACCUUCAGACGACUCCCCCUUCGUCAACGAGGUCUUCGACCCCGAGCGCACAGACGACACCUUCAACCAAGAUCCUGCUAUCCGUGCUGAGGCCAUCAAGAUGGACAAGGCAACUAACUACGGUGUCGUUCGUCUCGAGCUGCUGGAGCACAUGUACGACUGCCUCUACACUCAGCGUCUCGUUCACGGCGACGAUGAAGCGAACUGGCCCCAGCGCCUGCUCAACCACCGCGAAGUCGAGAACGUCACCGAGUUGCCCAACGACCGUAUCCGCCUGCACAUCAGAAACGACACUGCCAAGUUCAGACGCUGCAAGGCCUCGACGAACGAAAGCCUUGAUGUCGAUUUGGUCAUGAUUGCUAGUGGUUACAGAAGAGACCACCACGAGCAGUUGAUGUCCAAGGUUAGACCUAUGAUGCCUGGUGGUGACAAGCCCGGUCAGAAGUGGACUGUCAAUCGCGAGUACAAGGUCCAGUUCCAGGAGGGCGCUGUUUCCAAGGACUCUGGUGUUUGGUUGCAGGGAUGUAACGAGGGCACCCACGGUUUGAGCGAUUCCCUCCUCUCCGUUCUUGCUAUCCGUGGCGGCGAAAUGGUCCAGUCCAUGUUCGGCGGCCAGUAA